GGACAAAUAAGGAGUUAAAGGGUGUGUCUGUACAUAUGAGUAUAUAUAUAGGUAUCAUCAGCAGUGAAAGUUACUUUCUACUGCUACUUCCUGCAAUAAACGAGCCAAAAUACAGUCAGACCGAAAGACUACAAUCAGCAUGUGUACCAUUUAUACAAGAAGUGUUUAUUCCUGGGCUGGCCGCUUCUCAGAAACAAGCCAUGAUCUGGGAGAGGUGGUCUAUAACAGGCCACUGACAGUGGAUGAGGGGAUACGCAAUAGUCAGUUAUUGGUGUACUCCAUAGACCUUCUCAAGUCCAAAACAGGUCAAAACCGCCUGGAACAUCACACUGACCGUUACCAGAGCGAAAACCUCAUCAUCCGUCGAGGGCAGAGCUUUCAGAUAUGGAUAGAGCUCUCACGAGCUUUUGACCCCAGAGCAGACCAACUGCAGCUCCUGCUCAAACUCGGCGCUGUGCCCCGGGCAAAAGGGACCGUAGUGUCUGUUCCUCUAGUUACUGAGUUUCAGGGCAACAAGUGGGAGGCCAAGAUUAUCGAACAGAACAGCAAUAAGAUAAAACUGUCUGUCAUCUCCCCACCGAAUGCUCCUAUUGGUCGAUAUGAGCUCAGUGUGAUAACAAGAGACACCACUUUCAGUAACAAGCCUGAAAACGAUAUCUACCUGCUGUUUAACCCCUGGUGUAAAGAUGACACUGUGUUUAUGGAUAAUGAGGCUGAGAGGAAUGAGUAUGUGCUGAAUGAUGUGGGGAUUAUCUACUAUGGAAAUCAGAAUCAGAUUGGAGCCAGGACUUGGAAUUUUGGACAGUUUGCUGAUGGGAUUCUGGCAGCGUGUCUGUUCAUACUGGAGAAGAGUCAAGCCCCUGCUUCUGGUUGGGGAGACCCCAUUACCAUCACCAGACUUACGUCAGCCAUGGUCAACUCUCCUGAUGAUCAAGGUGUGCUAGCGGCCAACUGGUCAAAUAACUAUGCAGGCGGGACUGCCCCAACAGCAUGGAGCGGCAGUGUGAACAUCCUGAAGCAGUACCACAAAAGCGGAGGAUUGCCUGUCAAAUACGGGCAGUGCUGGGUCUUCUCGGGGGUCACCACCACGGUCCUCAGGUGUUUAGGCAUUCCCACUCGCAGUGUCACAAACUUCAGCUCUGCUCACGACACGGACAAUUCCUUGACCACUGAUGUGUAUUUUGAUGAGCAUAUGAGGCCAAUUGAGAAGCUCAAUGGUGAUUCUAUUUGGAAUUUUCAUGUGUGGAAUGACUGCUGGAUGGCCCGGCCUGAUCUGCCACCCGGCAUGGGCGGCUGGCAGGCUGUGGAUGCCACGCCUCAAGAGACGAGCCAGGGCAUCUUCUGCUGUGGCCCAGCACCCUUGGCAGCCAUCCGUGAAGGACUGGUUUACCUCAAAUAUGAUGCACCCUUUGUCUUUGCUGAGGUGAACAGUGACAGGAUCUUCUGGCAGAGACAAGCUAAUGGCAGCUUUGCUCAGAUCUCCUGUGAGAAGAGCACAGUGGGCCGCUACAUCAGCACCAAGGCAGUCGGUUCUGACCGCAGAGAGGACAUCACACACCUCUACAAACACCCAGAAGGAUCUGAAAGGGAGAGAACCGCUGUGGAAACUGCUUCCCGCUUUGGCUCCAAGCCUAAUACCUACAUCUGUGCUGUUGCCAAUGAUGUCACAUUAAACGUUGCCCUGAAAGGGGAGGAGCCUCAGAUAGGUCAAGAUGCUCAUCUAUCCAUCACUGUGAAGAACUGCAGUGCUGAGAGGCGCAGUAUCUUCCUCCACUGCCAGGUGGCGGUCAUAUACUAUACUGGAGUGCAAAAGGGCACAGUGAAGAAGGAUGACAUAUCAGUGAAUCUCAAACCCCGUGAAGCUGAGACACUGGUGUGGACCCUGCCUUAUGACCAGUACAAGAACCAGCUGGUGGACCAGGCAGCACUGAUGCUCACCGUGACUGGACGAGUCAGUGAGACAAAGCAGGUUCUGGCCACCCAGUUCAACUUCCGCCUGCGCACGCCUAACAUUGUCAUCACUCCUAUAGGAGAUGCUGUGGUGGGCAGAGAGACAGCAGUUAAAUUCACAUUUAAGAAUCCACUACAGUGUGUCCUGAAGAAUGCCGCUUUCCACAUCGAGGGUUUGGGCUUGAAGGCCACAGAAGUGAUCAUCUUUGGUGACGUUGGCAGUCUGGCGUCCAUCAGCUUGACUGUGAAAUUCACACCGUUCUUACCUGGUCUGCGGAAGCUUCUUGUCACUCUGGACUGUGAGCAGCUCAGACAGGUUCACGGUGUUGCUGACAUCUUCAUCAAGUAGAUGUGAAAACACACAUGAGCUUAAACUCAAAUAUACUGCGCAGUCUCUCAGCUGUUGCUAUGCUUAAGUGAAAAAUUAUGCAAAUGAUAUUUGGGGUCUGAUUACUGAUUACUAAUCACUGCUUACUGAUAACUAAAGUGUUGCUGCAUUUUAAAGCAAGGAAGCAUUAAAGUUAAAAAUUAAUUUUUUUCCCACUAAAUAUGGUUUUUACUAAAUGAUCAUGAUAAUGCAAAUAAAGCAUAAUAAAGAAAGGAA
This is a messenger RNA of Pangasianodon hypophthalmus (striped catfish), 2554 nucleotides long. RefSeq names its product protein-glutamine gamma-glutamyltransferase K. The transcript is spliced from 14 exons. NCBI's taxonomy places the organism in Eukaryota, Metazoa, Chordata, Actinopteri, Siluriformes, Pangasiidae. The coding region runs from base 140 to 2299 and encodes 719 amino acids. Gene Ontology annotation, biological process: peptide cross-linking. The record is from RefSeq and is a predicted model, not a curated record. Gene Ontology annotation, molecular function: protein-glutamine gamma-glutamyltransferase activity.